CGCGGCGACCCGAGCAAGAGCAUCUACGAGCUCAUCUCGUCGAAUAAGCACACGACGCGGUUCGCCAAGCUGGUCGACGCGCACGCCGACAUCAAGGCGCUGCUCUCGGACACGUCGGCGGGGAACGUGACGCUGUUUGUGCCCACUGACCGGGCGUUUGAGCGGCUGCCCAAGCACGGACAUGACGACGAUGACGAUGACAAAAAACCACCGCCGGCCGAGUUCGUGCGGGCUUUGCUGGCGUACCACAUCGUGCCUGGGAGGUUCCCGCUGCGCCGGCUAAAGGGGCAGCAGACGGUAGCAACGAACCUAUCGCUUUCGUCGCUAGGCUCGCGGCCGCAGCGCGUGCGCGUGAGCCGGAGCGCGAUCCCUUUCUUCGGGCCGGCGGCGCGGCUCAACUUCUACAGCCGCGUUGUGUUCGGCGACGUGGGGGCGGCCAACGGCGUGAUCCACGCCGUCGACGCGAUCCUCGUACCGCCGCCGCGCCAGGCCAAGAUCGUCCAGCUGCUCCCCGGCACGUUCAGCACGCUGGCGCUGGCGCUCGAGACGACGGGCGGUGACGGGACUCCGCCCCCUCGUACAGGCGGCACGCUGUUCGCGCCGACGAACCACGCCUUUGCCCGGCUCGGUACGCGCACCAACGCGUUCCUGUUCUCGGAGCGCGGCAAGAAGUACCUGCGCGCGCUGCUAAAGUAUCACAUCGUGGCCAACGAGACGCUGUACUCGGACGCCUUCUACAAGAAGAAGACCGACCACGACCACGACGACAAGAACACGGACUCGGGGUCUCGGGACUCCUGGCACGUCGAUCUGCCGUCGCAGCUGCUCGGCAAGCCCAUCAGCGUCGACAUCAAGCGGUGGUUCUACGUCGUGUCGAUCAAGGUCAACGGCUUCGUCAACGUCGCCGUCAAGGACGGCAUCGCGCACGACGGCGUUAUCCACGUAGUUGACAAGGUGCUGAUUCCGCAGCACCACCGCCAUCACCCCCGCGGCGGCGACGGCGAGGGUGCCAUUAAACUUGACGAGCUAAAGGCCCGGCUGGAGCCGUACUUGGAGGAGGAUGAAUCUGUCGGGCGUGUGGACAGCGGCUAUGAAGAUCUGUAG
This is a messenger RNA of Lasiosphaeria miniovina, 1104 nucleotides long. RefSeq names its product Fasciclin domain-containing protein. The record is from RefSeq and is a predicted model, not a curated record. The annotation marks the transcript as partial. Gene Ontology annotation, cellular component: fungal-type vacuole membrane. NCBI's taxonomy places the organism in Eukaryota, Fungi, Ascomycota, Sordariomycetes, Sordariales, Lasiosphaeriaceae. The transcript is spliced from 3 exons. Gene Ontology annotation, biological process: macroautophagy.